AUGCAUGAAUCAAGUCCAACCAAUUCACCUCCUUCACCUCAUACCCCAGUAAGCGUCAGUAGUAGCACGAGUGAUAGCGAUAGUGUUAAAGCUCUAACUGAUCAUAUAACACCUCCUUCUAACAAAGUGACUGGAUAUCAAUCUAUCCUUUCUGAUUUACUUAAAAGAGAUAACGAUCGAAAAGAACAAGCACCAUUGUUAAAAAAGAAGAAAUCUAAAGAUUAUCUAUCGAUCUCGAAUAAUCAAAAUACAGGUGUUACAACAAAUCAGCAGCCAAUAUCUCAACAAGUACAACAAGAAGAGACUCGUCGAAUACUUUCUCAAAAGGAUGAUUGGUUUCAAUUGACUUUACAAGAAUUAAAAAGGAACCCAAAAACUUGGAUCACUAAGAAUUGUAUUAUACAGCCUAUUCACUAUAUACCUGCUGUUAUUUUAGGUGUAUUGUUAAAUCUAUUGGAUGCUAUUAGUUAUGGUAUGAUUGCAUUUCCUCUUAAUAACCCUAUUUUUGCUUCAUUUGGACCAGACGGUAUAUCCAUGUUUUUUGUGAGUUGCAUUAUUGCUCAGCUUGUUUAUUCUUGUGGUGGUAGUGUGUUUGAUGGUGGGAAUGGAAGUAUGAUGAUCGAAGUUGUACCAUUUUUGCAUAUUAUGGCAGAAAAAAUUAUUUCAGUAGUUGGACAAAACAAUCCUGACGUCGUCAUACCUUCUACAAUGGUAGCCUUUGCUCUUAGUAGUUUUAUGACGGGUCUUGCCUUCUUUCUUUUGGGUGCUCUCAAGCUGGGCUCCCUUAUCGGCUUCUUCCCACGUCACAUCCUAGUUGGUACAAUUGGCGGUGUCGGUUGGUUCCUGGUUGCAACUGGUAUUGAAGUCUCUGGUCGUCUUGAUGAAAAUCUUGUUUAUACGAUUCCUAUGUUUAAAAAGAUUUUUUUAGAUACUCAUCUAUUUUCCUUGUGGUUUUCAGCCUUUGUCGUCGCUCUCCUCUUACGACUUAUUCAAACUCGUCUAACAAGUCCCUUAGUAGUACCUGUUUUCUUUAUGGUCUUGCCUGUUGUGUUUUAUAUGAUUGUGUUGGGAUUGGGAUUAGAUAUUAAUCAAGUAAGGGAUCAGGGGUGGAUAUUCCCGCUUGUUGAAAGUAAUACACCAUUUUGGCAUUUUUAUGGUUAUUUUAAGUUUGGAUUAGUUGAUUGGAAAGCUGUAGCAGAGACAUUACCUGCUAUGUUGGCAUUAACCUUUUUCGGUGUGUUGCAUGUUCCUAUUAAUGUACCUGCAUUAGGAGUUUCCACCAACAAAGAUAAUGUAGAUGUGAAUCGUGAAUUAGUGGCACACGGUAUAUCUAAUGCCGUGUCUGGUUUAUUUGGAUCAGUUCAAAAUUAUCUUGUAUAUACAAAUUCGUUAUUGUUUAUUCGAACGGGUGGAGAUAGUCGCGUGGCUGGUGUGAUGUUGGCGGCUGCUACGGCCAUUUUAUGGAUGAUUGGUCCCUGGAUUGUUGGCUAUAUUCCUGUCAUGGUUGUCGGCAGUCUUAUUUUCCAUUUAGGUCUUGAUCUCCUUAAGGAAGCUCUGAUUGAUACCUGGCACGCUGUCCAUUAUCUUGAAUACAUAACUAUUUGUGUCAUCAUCCUCUGUAUGGCAGUUCUUGGCUUUGUUGAAGGCAUUUUUGUAGGUAUCGUUAUGGCCUGUAUCUUUUUCGUAGUCCAAAAUGCGCGUCGUAGUGAGGCCAUCCGGGCUACCUAUACUGGUGAUUAUAUGCGUUCAACCGUACGUCGUCUCUAUCGUCAAGAGCGCUUCUUAAAACGUGUGGGAACACAAAUACAAAUUGUUAAAUUACAAGGUUAUUUGUUCUUUGGUACAAUUAAUCAAGUGGAGAAGACAAUUAGAGAUAUGUUAGAUGAGCAUGCCUGGGAUCAUCAUCCGAUUCGAUUUUUGAUUUUCGAUCUGCAAUUGGUUCAAGGAUUAGAUUUUAGUGCAGCAGAGGCAUUUGUUAGAAUCCGAAGGUUGUUAAAGGCACGACAGGUGUAUAUGAUCAUAUGUAACGUAGCAAAGGAUGAAGAAAAGGCAUUGAAGAAGGCAGGUGUUUGGGCUUGUCAGUCAGAGGGUGAUCUUAAAUGUUUUCAAAAUAUUAAUGAUGCAAUUGAAUGGUGCGAGAAUGAGUUGUUGAUGAUUUAUUUUGAAAAGAAACCGAAGCACUUGCAAAAUUUAUCUACAAUGACAACAACAGCUUCAAAGCCUGUACCUAAAAAGUUAUACAGUUAUUCAGACCUUCCUGCUUCUGCAGGUUCGCCUCGUCACCAUAUCAUUUCAAAUGCCAUUCAACAUGUUUUUAAGGAAAACCAUACCCCAGUUGUUCACAAAAACACAACACAGCCUACUCUUAUCCUCGUUCAAGCAUUAGGUGAAAUUGAUCACGGAAAGACGCCUAUCGAAUUUUUUCAUAAACUAAGCACCUAUUUUGAAAGAGGGACUUGCAAAAAAGGGGAAGCACUUUACAAAGAGGGUCAUUCAAUUGAUUACUUGUUAAUACUUGAACAGGGCGCCUUACGAAGCCUUAUGUACGUGGUAACGAAAGAAGAAGAAGUAAUAAUCGAGACCAUCUUGCCAGGCACCAUUGUAGGCGAAAUGGGCAUUUUUAGUAAUAAUAGUCGAAUAGUACGUUCCCGAUCUUUGGUGGCUGAUACUGACUCUGUUUUUUGGAAAUUGACUAAAAAGUCUUUUGAACGCAUGUGCCAGGAGGACCCUGCUAUGGCGAACCAGUUUAUGUCACUAGCAUUAUAUUUUUCGGCAGAGAGAAUGGAUACCAUAACAAAAUAUGCUUUUCAUUUAAGUUAG
This is a messenger RNA of Cokeromyces recurvatus, 2820 nucleotides long. RefSeq names its product sulfate transporter family-domain-containing protein. The record is from RefSeq and is a predicted model, not a curated record. NCBI's taxonomy places the organism in Eukaryota, Fungi, Mucoromycota, Mucoromycetes, Mucorales, Mucoraceae. The transcript has 9 exons. Gene Ontology annotation, cellular component: membrane. Bases 1 to 2820 code for a protein of 939 amino acids.